This is a messenger RNA of Oryzias latipes (Japanese medaka), 8171 nucleotides long. It is a transcript of the gene rhobtb4, whose product is annotated as Rho related BTB domain containing 4. Gene Ontology annotation, biological process: small GTPase-mediated signal transduction. Lineage: Eukaryota; Metazoa; Chordata; Actinopteri; Beloniformes; Adrianichthyidae. Gene Ontology annotation, molecular function: GTPase activity; protein binding; GTP binding. The record is from RefSeq and is a predicted model, not a curated record.
UUUUGCAAUAUAUUGGUAGUGUACAUAAACGUAGCCAAAAUAAUCUACUGUUUCUGUUCUCCUGAGCUGCCUUUUUGGUAGCAGCACAGUUGCUAUGUGUUAGUUGCUAUGCCUGAGCACCCAGAAUAACCACAGAGCAAACUCUUCUCUCUUUAAUGAGUUGUAAAUGAAGCGUUUUUUUUUAAUUGGGGUUUUAUUGGAGAGAUAAUUAGAAAUUAAAGCUUUAUUUUUUAAUUAAUCAGAUUGUUUUAGAGUUUUAUGUAAUUGCUAAACAUUGAUUUUACUCAUUUCAGUUUUAAUUUUAAGACGUUGGCAGUAGAAGGACUUUAGAGGUGGAUUUGAGGGCUUGAGUUGAGGCAGCAGCACGUGUCUGUUGUUCGUUAAGGAAUGGAGAGAAGUAGCAUGUUUUAGGUGGAUAGAUAGACUGUCAACUCUCAGGAAUGCCAUUGGCACGUGUUCUCGUUUUUCCUGAUGAGCCGUUCAAGUGUUUUUUCCAGCUCGAAAAUCCCCGAAUUACUACUUUAAACCUCGUUUGUUCCAACCUCAACACACUUCUUUUUACUGUUUAGAGUUAGUCUUUUAUAUAAAUACAAUUAUCGUUGAACAUGUAAAAAGAAACAAAAAAGCUUUAAUCGCUUAGCUGCACAUGCUAGAGCUCCUAUAGAAGCUGUUUCUUUUUUUUAAUCAUGUGUAAGAUAACUGCAUUUUUUUAUACUCCUUUUCUUUGUAUUUGCUGCUAAUUAAUGUCACAUUUAAACGUUAAAAGUCAGAAGAAUUUAUAUUUUCGAGCCAGACAUGAACGCAACACAAGAUCAUUUGGGCGUCUUAGGUUGUGACGUGCCGUUUAGGGGGCGUGUCUUGAAUGAAAUCAGCUGGGGGAAACAACAAAACAAAAGAGGACGGCUCAGACUAAGGGGGGGGGAGGCUUUUGGCAAAUCGUGAUUAUAUUGAACAUAAACUAAGUAGCCGCAGUAUUAUCAAACCAGUUGACGUCUGAUGCAAGACAGCGCGGCGAUACUUGUUGAGCUGAGUGAAGCGCUGGAUUAAAGAGGCACGGAGAGGAAGUUAGGGGAGGAGGAUGUGUCAGGGCACACGUCCUCUCUGCAGCUGUAUGCGCUCGUUGACAAAGAACGGGAUCUUCGCGAUUUACCUCGUCGUUCUGCCUGCGCGCCUCUGACCGGUUCGAGUGACCGGCUGAACCACUAUAGAGUGGCAUGUGGGUCAAUUCCGGAACCGUUGGAAGGGCACUCUCCAUGGAUAUAGACACAGAUUAUGAGCGGCCCAAUGUGGAAACCAUCAAAUGUGUGGUGGUGGGGGAUAAUGCAGUAGGCAAGACCAGACUAAUCUGUGCCCGGGCUUGCAAUGCCACACUCACACAGUAUCAGCUGCUUGCCACCCACGUGCCAACCGUCUGGGCCAUCGACCAGUAUCGUGUAUGCCAAGAGGUUCUGGAGAGGUCUCGCGAUGUAGUGGAUGAGGUCAGCGUGUCCUUGAGACUGUGGGACACAUUUGGGGAUCAUCACAAAGACAGGCGGUUUGCUUAUGGGAGGUCUGAUGUUGUGGUGCUAUGCUUUUCUCUGGCUAAUCCCAAUUCCCUUCGCCAUGUUCGCACCAUGUGGUUCCCGGAGAUCAAGCACUUCUGUCCCCGGACACCUAUCAUCCUGGUUGGCUGCCAGCUGGAUCUGCGUUAUGCUGACCUGGAUGCAGUAAACCGUGCACGACGACCGUUAGCAAAGCCCAUCAAACCUACAGAUAUUCUUCCUCCGGAGAGAGGCCACGAGGUGGCAAAAGAACUUGGCAUUCCCUAUUAUGAAACCAGUAUUGUUGCCCAGUUUGGAGUCAAAGAUGUAUUUGACAAUGCCAUCCGUGCUGCCCUUAUUGCUCGCAGACAUCUACAGUUUUGGAAGUCACACUUAAAAAAAGUUCAACGACCCUUACUCCAAGCCCCUUUCCUACCUCCACGUCCCCCACGCCCAAUAGUGGGGAUCCCUGAUCCUCCCCUCACCAACGGUGAGGGACCGGAUUCACUUUUCUGCCACCCUCUGUGUGCAGAUGUUCUUUUCAUCCUGCAGGAUGGCUCCACUCAUGUCUUUGCACACAAGGUUUAUCUGGCAACAUCCUGCUCCAAGUUCUACGACCUCUUCACUCUUGAUAUUGGUGGGUCAUGUGCAAACUCACAGGGAGAAGAACAGGAGAACAGAGAAAAUGUGGAGACUGUGGAGGAGGAGGAGCAGAGCAGACGUGGAGCCAAGGAGCAAGCUGGGCGCACCAAGAGCUUGGAUAUUGAUAAAGAUGGGGUUGAUGGAGGAGUGAGGGACCUGUACAGACCCCAACUUCUGCAGCAGGGCUCUUUGAGGACUUCCCAGAGUGAUAAUGCGCUCCCAUCUCGUGCUCAGUAUUCACUGGGGGCGCAAUGGACUGGGCGAGCACUUUCAGGAUGGGGAAGGGGGUUCCUUAGUGUGUGUCUGGAGCAUGUUGAUGAUCCAAUGACUGGACGGCCACGACUCAUGACUGUGGUAGAGAUGGAUGCACUUAUACAGGAGGAACCAUUUAAGGCAGUGCUGCAAUACUUAUACACAGGAAACUUGGAUGAGGGCAGAGGCGAUCUGAUGCAAGUGGCAACCAUUGCAGAGCUGCUUGAGGUGUUUGACUUGCGCAUGAUGGUGGCCAAUGUUCUGAACCGAGAGAGCUUCAUGAACCAGGAAAUCACCAAGGCCUUUCAUGUUCGCAGAGCCAACCGCAUCAAAGAGUGUCUCAAUAAAGGAACAUUCGCUGAUGUGGUGUUUCGACUGGAUGACGGCUUCCUCCCAGCCCACAAGCCCCUGCUCAUCUCCAGCUGUGACUGGAUGGCUGCCAUGUUUCGCGGGUCUUUCAGGGAAAGUUACAUAGAAGAGGUGUCCAUUCCAAACACCAGUACAGCCUGUAUGCGCGGAGUGCUGGAGUUUCUUUACUGUGGUCUUUUGACUCCCUGUCCUGGUUUGGAGCCCAUGGAGCUAAUUGUACUGGCCAACCGCCUGUGCUUACCACGCCUUGUCGCCCUCACUGAACAGCAUGCUGUGGAUGAGCUUCUCCAGUUGGCAGUUAAAGGUGUUGACAUUGAUGGACAGGUGUUGGCUUACCUCGAGCUUGCACAGUUCCACAAUUCCAAACAGCUCUCAGCUUGGUGUCUCCACCACAUCUGCACUAAUUAUAACAGCAUCUGCCGCAAGUUUCCCAAAGACAUGAAGGCCAUGUCUCCAGAGAACCAGAAGCAUUUUGAAAAGCAUCGAUGGCCUCCUGUGUGGUUCUUGAAGGAGGAAGACCGGUAUCUUCGUUCUCAGAAGGAGCGUGAGAGGGAGGAAGAGAUCCUGCGCAAGCAACACACCAAACGAGGCUGGUGUUUCUGGAGGCAUCCGUCUUCCUCUCCACACAUCUCUUAAAAAGCUUUUGCUCACUGACGUCUUCACCCUGUUCUGGAUCAUUGCAUAAAGAAAAUGCUAACUCCUCAUCUAUGUAUACAUAUGUAUAUAUAUAUUUGAGGAUGGCCCUGAGUGCUGGAGUGACUGCUCUCAGUGCUAAGAUGCCUGAAUGUUAGCAUGUUUGGGAGUGUGUAUGUAAAUUUUGAUAGCAUGGAUCACCACUUGAGUGCAAUUUGCUAUGUUGUGUGAACUAAUGUAAACUCUGCUGGAGGGUAUGUGCAAAAGGUGUGUGAGUGUAAGUGUGUGUUUUUGUGACUCGAGUGAUGCUUCCAAGUUGUGGGCUUCCCAGAUGCCCCGAUCCAUAAAAGCCUGUAACACUGCAGUGCAACUCCUCAUCCCUCCAGUAGCACUUUGUCCCCCCACCAGUACUUAAACGGUUGCAACCUUUGAGUGAUUGGACUGGGAGCAAGGGCUCUAAUUCUCUCUCAGUCCCCUAGUCUCCAUUCUUCACAUUGACCUUAAUGACUUUUACACACUGACCACUGCAGGUCCCUUUUGAAGGGGCUUAUCUCUGCCUUCACUUCUGCAAAGACUGUUAGCUUACAAACACAAGUCCAUGCUCAUGAUCCACUAUUUUAAAGCCAGCAUUAAACUCACAAGAGCUUAAACUGACAUGAUCCUAUUGCAUUAAUAUUCAAUGUUUUUAACUACAUUUGUCUGUAUUCUUUGACAUUGUGUUUAGAUGAAUUACUAGUAAGAAGUGAAUGAUGUUCAUUGCAGCCACAAAUAUGAAUUUGUUAGGCUAACUUUAACACUUUUUUCAGGCCUGCCACCUCCUCUUCCUUCCAUACAACACACUAGCUAGAAAAAAGAGCAAAACACAAGCUGUUCUCAGUGACUUGAUUAGAACAAACUUCUCUCACAUAGCCACUUGACUAUAAUGUUAGGGUUAAACAGGCAAGCAAGCCUUACUUGAUUUUCUUUUUUUUUUUUGCCACGGACGACGAUGGCCCAGUAUUAAACGUCCACAACCACUAGGCUGCUUCAAAGCACCUAAGCCAGCCUGCCUUUACACCCCUGUAUCCUCUAGGGGCAGCAAUGCUCAGGGCCUUGCCACUAAUUCAACAGGAGUUUUUAUUUUAUUUUAUUUUUAUUUUUUUGGAUAACAAUUUUUUAAAAUUUGUUUUACGUAGAAUACCACCUUAAGUCCACGCAGUGUCAAAAAAACAACAAAAAAUAACAAAUACGCAAAAAAAAAGGAUAAAAAUAAAAACAUACUGUAAGCUUAUAACAACAGAAAACAACUUUUACUGGACUCUAAACACCAAAGCUGUAGCUCUUUUAAGUUAAAAAGAAAUAUAUAUAUAUAUAUCUUCUGUCUUCAGUUGUGGAUGACGUGUGAGGAAAGAUGAGAGUAACCUUUAGAAGAACACAGCAGUUUGAGGACAUAUUUGAAGUCGUGUCAGGAGAAAUGGGUCACUGCGAGACAUUGCCUUCCUCCCUGUUAGCCGGGGUUGAAAGUGGUGCUUAAGAUGCGUCGACAUAGUAUUUUAAAUGAGCAUUCAUCAACAUGCUUAGUAUAGUAUUGAGUCUUUAAACAUCUUCUUUCUAGUUGCUCGCUGAUUACCUGUUGAGUUUGUUUGAAUCAUUUUUAGUCAGUCGGUAGGAGUACAUUUCUUGUCUUAGAUGAGGGUUUUUGAUUUUCUCCUUUUUUUUUUCCUACAGAAAACAGCACAGGUGUGUUUCAAUAGGUGUUUUACAACAAGCAAUUUAAGCAAAUUAUUUUAUCGUUGUAUUUUAAUGGUGCUAAUUUAUUUGGGCUUUCAUACUGAAUGUGAACAAAAAACACAAGAUGUUUGGUGGAAAAAGUUUCUAUUGUUCCAUUUGUGGGUUUGGGCCCCUCAGCUUCACUCAGGCAAAUGGAGGAGGCGUACUGUGUGAAGACAUGUGGUGUGUUCCGCAGUUUUCCAUUGGAGGUGCGUAAAGUAAUUUUCAGUUACCAGAAUAGAAGCAUCUCUUGAGGCCCAAGUGAGGACUGAGCUGAUUCAUCUCUCAAAACAGUAAGGUUGACGAGAAAGCAAACAAGUCCCAGUUAACAUUAGGUGCAUCCUACAUAUUCUGGAAGGAUUCCAUUAGCCGUUAUUAAGAGUGAAGCACUUUGCUAAUUUAGAAAGAAAGGCAGAGAGAAGAGAGAGGAAAAAGGAUUGAUGUUUGUUUCUUCCUGGUCCUUCUAAUGGUUAAGCUUCUAUUUUUAGUCCCUGUGCCUUAUAUUUGCACUAAAGAAAAGGUGGAAUUUUGGCAGCAUGUUGCCUAAAGCCUGCAGGCAGGUUCUGCAGUGACUGAUGUGACAGACUAUGCCACAUCUGGGAGGAAAAAAUAAAUCUGUGUUGCAUCAUCCACUCUAAAACAUAAACCCUCCUUAAGGAGAUUUAAGACAACCUUAGUAAUGCUUAACGCUUUAGGCUAACUUUAUAAUCCUAUCAAUUCAAGUCCUUCUCAUAGGGUUGUUGAUGGUUUUCUGAUCAUAUAACCUUAGAUUGGGACUUACAUUGUGGCUGGAAUGAUCUACUGAGUGGGUGAUGAAGAGGGCAGGGUUUUCCAUUUAGGUGAAAUUCGAAUCAUCAGUUCUGUGAAAGCCCAACUUUUUCGUUUGCACUGGGUGGCCUGUGCGCUGGGCAGGUGCAACUAUUUUGGGAACGGGGUUAACUUGCAUGGUGGUCGAACUUUGUUGGUGUGGCAUUGGUGUUGUUAUGCACUUUCUUCUUUGUGGUAGCUUCCUGUUGUUAGCAUGAAUUUUUAUCCUCACGUCAGUCUGCUCUUGAAGCUGAUGUUCGUAGCAUGACUUUUCUUCCUGAAAGUAUGUUUUCCUUUCCCAGAGUAACAGGCCUCACCAGGCUUCCUUAAGGCCUUGUUGAUGCCGAGCCUCACAGCAGCUGUUUUAUCCUGAGUGGCUUUAUGCAUGUUUAACUCAGCACCACUUGAGGUAGCAUUAUUGCUGGGACAUUUAAAGACAUUAGCUUGAUAGGGAUUUGUUACCGCACUGUUUGCUCUUUAUGUAGCUAACGCAACAGAUGAGGUCCAUAACUAACAUUUUUAGAAGCAGUAAAAAUCUGAUGUUUGAAGUGAUGUUUUUAAUGAUUAACAGAGAAGUUUGUUGGCAUUUAGUUUGCACAAACCAGCUGGAAAUUGGGGAAAAAGCACGGCUGCAUCCUGUCCAGGAAACUUUUUUUUAACCUUGAGUGUUUAGAAUGCAGAAAAUGUCUACAACUGAUGAGAAAAAAAGAAAACAAAUCAAAAAGCCCUGAUUUAUUGCUAAACAAAGACAAAAAAAAGUAUUUUUCUUCCAACUCUCAGUAUUUGAUCCACAUUUACUCGAAUAUGCCAAAGUUACAUCUUGUUGCAUUGUAAUGUAAAACGCAGGUUUAUGGGAUAGGUAUUGCAUUUUUAUAGUGUUUUUUUAUGUCAUCCUUUUAUACUGCCCUAUUACUUUAGACAGAGCUGUUCUUCCUUUCUUUCUUUUAUUUUCCAGGCCUGAUAUUCUUACUUAUUUGUGAGGCCUAGUGACUGAGAAAACAACGCUGUUUGAAGACGUUGGUGUCUUCUCUCCUGUGCCUUCAGUGAAGUUUCAGCUUGGAACUGGUUGGCUGCACUGCUGUGUGUGUAGCUGUCUGGGCUCAAAUUCAGAUGUCAGUUAAGCCAAGAAAUGAAAUAAAAGCAGUUAGCUUUUGUCGAUGCAGAGUGUCUUAAAUUUCCAGUAAACUGGCUUUCGAUUUUUAGGAUCUAAAGUCACUGACUAGAUAAUACUUCCAGUGCUAACAUGUUGAGCUUUACCUAGUCCAGUUUUAGCAUUGUUUAUGAUAAAGCUACGCAAUAGACCGAAUGAGUUUUCAAAUGACCAAGAAACCCAGCAAACCAGCUGUCUGCACUUUUCCAGGUGCCUGCACUUUUAUUAUGUAGCCUAAUAUUUUUAUUCUGUCUUCAUAUUGACUUCUUUUUCUUGAGCAGCAAUGAAAUAUCAAUUUUAUCGUGUUGUUUCUUUCUUUCAAAGCCAAGCUCUGCUGUUAUUGUUUCUUUUUGCUUCUACUUCAACUUAUUAUCUUGCAAUCGUACACAGAGUCAGAGUACUGUCAGCUGAAUCUGUGAACAUGUUGGAUUUAAAGGCAGAAAUGACCUGUGACAGAUGUAGGUUUGAUGUUUUUAAGGAAAUAGGAAUUAUUACAAACAACACAGUGUUGAAAAAUAUCAUAUACACAUAUAGAAAUACCCCCCACUGGCUAAAAAGUCACAACAUUGUACCUAUUUACCAUGUUAGUGUAUACAAAACUUAGCUAAUAGCUUGAAUGCACGGGCUGUCAUUUAACACAUAAGGUGUAAUUAUACUUUGGCCUGUACUGUAAUUUUUAGGUGGAUCGUACAAACUGUAUAAUACUGUUACGCUUUUAUUUUUCUUUGAUUUAUUAGAGUGUUCUUUAUAUUCACUGUCUUAUUGCUAUAAUGUGUUAUUCAUAAAGUUGUGUUUAUUAAACGUUAAAAGAAAGAGCACACUACACUCACAAAUUAUUAAGGGCUUAAAAGAAACAAUCAGAAUGUUUUGCUGCUGUUGCAAAAAAAAAGAAAAAAAAGUUUUAAAAAUUAAGAUUUUGUAAUAUUUUUCAACCACUGUGAUUUUUACAAAAUUAAAAACAAGAUAUGUAAAGACUUUCUUUUUUUUUUUUGCCAUUUCAGUAUUUUGAUGUUGGACUUGAAUUUUAUUAAAAUUGUUAAUCCUUUGGA